Anopheles bellator is the source of this 510-nucleotide messenger RNA. RefSeq lists its product as uncharacterized. Gene Ontology annotation, molecular function: copper ion binding; superoxide dismutase activity. Gene Ontology annotation, biological process: removal of superoxide radicals. NCBI's taxonomy places the organism in Eukaryota, Metazoa, Arthropoda, Insecta, Diptera, Culicidae. Bases 1 to 468 code for a protein of 155 amino acids. The record is from RefSeq and is a predicted model, not a curated record. The transcript has a single exon.
AUGGGAGAUGGUGUGUCGCUUUUAUUGCAUUUCGUUUCGCAGGGUACAUCCGUGGCCGUAACCGGUGCGCUCGAGGGACUAAAGCCCGGAAAGCACGGUUUGCACGUACACGAGUUUGGGGACUUUUCGCGUGGAUGUCUGUCCACCGGGCCGCACUACAACCCGGACGGCAACGACCACGGGGCGCCAGAGGACGAAAACCGUCACGUCGGAGAUUUGGGUAACGUAGUGGCGUAUGGCAGGGGACUGGCGAAGGUGCAGCUGGCGGAUCCAAAGAUAACGCUCACCGGCGAGCGCAGCAUCAUCGGUAGGACUCUGUCGGUGUCGGAGUAUGAAGAUGAUCUGGGGCGGGGCGGACACGAUUACAGCAAAACGACGGGCAACUCGGGCAACUGCAUCGCUUGCGCCAUCAUUGGCGUUGCGCGGGAAGAAUACUUCGCCGAGCGAUUGCAUCUGACCUCUGGCUAACGAAAGACUGCCGAUAAGGACGCGAGAAUAAAACAAACCCAU